This is a messenger RNA of Porites evermanni, 5201 nucleotides long. The record is from the annotation of a GenBank genome assembly. Lineage: Eukaryota; Metazoa; Cnidaria; Anthozoa; Scleractinia; Poritidae.
AUGUGGUCAAAACUCAAACAAGAUGAGAAGGAUGAACAUUAUCAAUAUCUGAAGGAAAGGGUCUCCAUUCAACAUGAAUUAAUCAGAAGACAAGACAUUCUGUUUAAAAAUCGCCAGGCAAAAAUAGAGCAAAAACGAUGGCAGGUAUGGUGAUCGAUAGCUUAUAGUAUUUUUAUCUUAGUUCUAGUUUUUUGAUGCCACAAACAAUUUUUAAAAACUGAAACAGUUUUUAUUAAACCAUUCCAGCCUAAGCUAGUAUUUUUAAUCUUUAUAGUUCUAGUUUUAAACCUUAGUUGUAGUCUUAGUUUUUAGCCAUAUUUUAGUUUUAUUUUAAUGUAAUUUUGUCCUUUAUUUUAGAGGACCCUUAUGAAAACCACCUUUAGGUGAUUGGAUCAGGCCUCCUCUUAAAAUAUCCUGUAUUAUUUAUUAUUAUUUUAUUAAUAUUACCGUAAAAUUCCGAAAAUAAGCCCCGGGGCUAAUAUUUUUCAAAGGCCCUUUUAGAGGGGAUUAUGUUUGGAGGGGCUUAUAUUCAGAGUGGUUUAUGUAAGGAGGGAAAUUUGCGUUUAAAAAUCAAUUGCGCUAGCCAUUUCUAGGUAGGAAAUUUACCUUUUUUCUUUGUUUUACUUUGCAUUUGAGGGCAAUUUCCAAGUGCAAGCCCCCGGGGGGGGCUUAUAUUUGGAGGGGCGAUUUAACGGAGGGUUUUUUGCAUUACAAGUUUGAGGGGCUUAUAUCUGGAGGGGCUUAUACAUGGAGGGACUUAUUUUCGGAAUUUUAUGGUAUAUUAUUAAGAACCUAAGACUUCAGGUUUGCUGUACAUGUGGUAUGUGAUGGCAUAAUGUCAUUAUUCAUUCUGUUUUAUCUGCUUAAAGAAGGCUUAGACUGAUGUAAACAACUUUUGUAUUGCAUACCACAUAAUACCAUAUUAUUAAUUAUUUAGUUGAUUUCUUAGGACUAAAUUUUAUUAUGAAUAAUUUAUUAUAAACUUUGAAUCCUUUUAUUUGCACCAAUUUUCCUCUAAAAUGAAUUUUCAGUUUUAAGAAUCAAAAAAGUGUUAUUUUCAGAAGUGUUAAAAAUAUUGUAUGCUUUGUUAGUUAUAGUAAUCUUUGGUGACUCAACUGUGUGCAAAAUGUUAGUAAAACAUUUUGCCUGUCUGGGGUCUAGUUAAUAUUAGAUGCAUGGUUUCUUAGUAACUUGUUUUACGGUAUGCAGGUCUAAACAAUCCCUUAUUCUUUAUGUAGUUGAAAGAAGCCAAACGCUUAUCAAGAAUGGCCAAAUCAAAGGAGUAUACAGACUUUGUUAAAGAUGUGUUAGGUAAGGGUAUAACCAAUUUUUAAAAAAAAAUAGUGUUGUAGAAUUUAUGCAAAGCAGUCAAACUGUACCUCAUAUUGAAGCAAACUAGUUUUUGUUGCAUAUAAAAAAUAACAUGUGCCAUCAAGGUGUCUCAACUUAAUAUAAUAUAGAAAAUACUCGUGACAAUUUUGUGAUCCACACACUUGUAUGUAUAAAAAUAAUAUUUAUGCAUAUUUCCCAGGUUCUCAAAAUGCCAAAAUUUAAAAUUUAAGUUCUUUGCUAUUUAUAUGGGAAGCCAUUGUAAAAUCGAAUGUAUAAUGUUCUUCAAUCUCACUCUUGCUGCAAUGUCAGUUUAUCUGGUGUGGAAAAUUCAUUAAUAUAAAAGCGUUUUUGUUGAGAAGCAAGAGAAAAACUUUCAGCAGGCAUUAAGACUUAAAAUAAUUAUUAGUCUGUCAAAAUUGCGGGAAGGAAAAGCGAACCUUAUUCAAGCUAAUCUAAAAUGUUAAAGGACCUGCUUGAAUAGUCUCAAUACUAAAUUAUGGUUAUAAACCAGUAAAAGGCGCCUAACAUCAUCAAUAAAUCAUUUUUUCUUGCCAAAACUGAUCUCUUUCACGUUCACAGCUAAAGAUAGGAAAGAAGCCCUCAGUUUAAAAUCACAUGUACGUGUUAUUAGCAGUCAUGAACCUGGACGCAUGACAAAGCUAUCAUCCGACCAACGUAACAGUUAUACGAGCUCCAAAACUCAAUCUCCAGCUCAACUCAGUCUAGGGAGUAGUCAUGGUUCAGGAUAUGAGAGUGCGUUAUUGACAGACAACUUUAAGGAACUGCUCCUUGAUCCUGUUGAUAUUCAGCUUAAGAAGUUACUAGGUUCUGAGGCCGAGGAUUUUUUGCACCCAACAUUCCGUGAAGGAGCCAAGAAGACACUUAAUCCAGUGGUGGUGAACAGAAAAUGUAUGUAACAUGUUUGACGUUAAUCUUCUCAGUAGUGACCUAUGGUUUUUUCAGGAGAUUUCAAAGAGAAAGCAACGAAGACAGCUCGUGUCAUUUUAGGAUUUAAUCUACAACAGAAAUCAGAAGUUUGAACAAAAUGUAAUUCAUACUGCAGCUUGAUUAAUUAGUCAGACCACACGCUCAGGUUUAAUAAGUUAAAAUGGUUAAAGUUAAGGAUUCCGAUAGCCUCCCACGCAGGCGUUUUUAGGGGAGCUCGUGUUUCGUCCCUCCCCACAAACGCCUUUGGGGAGGGAUGGAAAACGAGCUCCCAUGAAAACGCCUGCGUGGGAGGCUAGGAUUCCGAUUGCAUGGUUAGGGAAGAAACACCCGGAAUCACCGCUCUUUCACUGUUCUGAUUCUUGUUAAAACGUGUGCGUUUAAGUGUCUGCGGUAUUGCUGUAGCAGGUCCGCAUCAGCUUUACGUAAACCUGCUUUAUCGAAUAAAAUAAUGGUGAGGACGACGAUGACAUUGAUGAUGAUGAUGACGAUGAUGAUAAUAGCAAUUAUGAUGAUGGGUCCUCACGUAUUUUCAUGUGUAUUCCAUUUCUUUCUUUCAAGUAAGUGGCAUUGGAGCAAGAGAUCUGUGGGGUACCCUGAGGAACAACUCGCAAAUUAAACUUCAAAAACAGGACAAUAUGAUACCCCCGGAUGUUAAGGUAAUGGUCUUAUCAUAUGGGAUGGGUGAGAGAGGCUAACACCGACCACAAUAAAGAUGAUAAGGACAGAAUCGACAUUACACGGGUUGUUGUAAUUUUGUAAAAUCACCACCGUUCUCGUGUGAAAUAAUGAAAGUAAAGGUUUUGUCAAUGACGUGAACACCAUAUUUAGUGCCUAUUUUUUUUUCAUUUGAGCUAAAAUGGUAGCGUUCCUAAUGCAGUUUUAAACAACUGUCCUCUAACAUGUUUGUUUCAUUCUUCUUUGUUCAGAAUGCUUAUAAAGCUUUCUUGCGAGAGUGUUUCCACAACAAUGUCCCAACAGCCCGGAGAAGCUUCUGUAAGGAGGAAGUUGAGGUAUGAGAUCAGAUAAAAAAAGAGUAUUUUUUUAUGAAUAUCCUGAGUUCUAUUUUACUAAACAUCAAACCGUAAAAUAGGCCUCUUGUACGGAACGGUCCGUCAUAGAACAAAAACACCUUACUGGAUGCAAACGACGGGUAACCGGUCAUUUCGCUCCCGAUUUUCGAGUCAUUUGGCGCGCUUUAGAUGUAAUAUUCCUCGUUCUAUAAGCCAGAAUGCAAAUCAAACGUGUUUCAAAUGUAAUAUUCCUCGUUCUUUAACCCAUAAACUAAAACAAGUGCGCUUCUAAUAUAAUAUUCCUCGUUCUAAAAAAGGAAGCUAAGUAAUUGGGGAGAAAUGACUUGGUGGCGAAAUGACCGGUAACCAAACGACGCAGUGGAGCAAGAACAACAAAGAGAUUUCAUUAUUCAAAAGGCUAACAUCUUUCUUUUCAAGGUUCAACUGCAUUGUUUGCGAUACAGCAAGAUAUUUUUGUACCAUGUGACCAUUUUGUGCAAAGCGCUCAUUCCAAAAUGUAACAGCCGUAAUUCAAGAUCGCGGUGUCACUUUGAAUUUUAGUCACUGAAGAAAACAUUAAUAUAAAUUUUCUGGAUUUUCGUUAGGGCUGCUACAUACGGGGAAUGGCUAAUCAGAGAACUUAACAUCAGAGACUUCAAAUUUUGAAAGUCAUUUUCGGGGAGUCGUUACUGUAAUUGUUGCUUCUGGAACUCUACGGUUCUGUACAGUUCCUGAGAAAAACUGAGCACUUUCGUAGUCAAUAUUAAUUUUUCUGUGGAUCUUUAUUGCGUCUUUCUUUAUAAAGAGAUGAUUGUCUCAUGCUAGAUCAGUAUACUUCAUACUAACGCUUUUGUUGUUGAAUAAGGUUCUUGAUGAAGACCGCGCCAGCGAAAGCCAGUUAAUUCAGGAUAUUAAGUUCACCCGUCAUCGCUUGGAACUCAUGUUUCGAGUUGCUCACAUGAACCGUGAUAAGACGAAAUUACUGGUCAAAAGUAUUGAACCAAAGGAACCUUCUGAGGGGACCAUGAUCAGACCACCGAGGUACAAUCCACGGCAAAUAUUGGACAAGACAAAGGUGAGAGUUUUUUAAAAAUGUUUAAAACGGAGAUACAACCAAUGGAAUCUCUCUAAUAUAGUUCUAUACUCUUAGCAAUAGGCAGGUCCACGGGAAAUUAUCAAUCAGUAGCUUUGAUUUAAAUAUUUAACCCCCCUCCCCCCACCCCACUGUCUCAAGAUCAAGAACUGAGAUUCCCUUGUACAGCAUAAUAAACAUUACUGCAGGAAACUGCUCUGUUUACGUAACUUUCAUUUUAAUGGUCACACUUUAUCCACAGACUCAAAUUGUCCAGAAUGAUGAAAGUAUCACGUGAAAGCAGGGCUACAUCAGUGGCUAUACAGUGUAACUUGACUGGUUUUAGGGUUUUGGCAGAUACUUUGUUUAAAGCGUAGUUGUUUUGUUUUCCUUUUUAGGCGCACCAUCUUGUACCAUUACCUGUCCUCGCAUUAACAGACACAGAAGGAGAUAGCCACUCCGUUCAAAUACCGCCGUCCCCUCGCGAGGCCAUCCUCCCACUUGAAAAAGAACAAGACGUUAUCGUCGGAGGAGAGAAAAUCAAGUUUCUAACCGAAGAAAUGGCUACUUGUAAAGGAGAGUUCAGUAAACGCCAUAACGCCCCUGGAUGUUCUUCAGAAAUGGAACCUGUAACCACGGGGUUACCGAGAGGGAUCAAUAUAAGAGGAACUCUGUCAGCCCCUGCUAGUAGUAUGGGCGCCAGGGAAGAAAAGAAGACCCAAGGAAAGCAGUGGGAGCCACUUAGCCUAAGCGCACUCUUGGAGUAUAACGCUCCUGUUAACGCCCCCGGCGAUGGCGACUUUCUUUAUGGGCAAACAAAAACCUGGAAAAUACAAUGA